Molecule: messenger RNA, 1950 nt
Organism: Mercurialis annua (annual mercury)
Lineage: Eukaryota; Viridiplantae; Streptophyta; Magnoliopsida; Malpighiales; Euphorbiaceae
Exons: 11
Coding region: 272-1726 (484 amino acids)
Molecular function (GO): GTP binding
Source: RefSeq, a predicted model, not a curated record
GUUAGUAUUUAUAGGGCAGAGCGCGAGAGCCGGAAGAUUUACCGCCACCGCCACCGCCGCCGGAAAGCGGCAACUCAAAACUAGUUAUUAUUCCUUUAUGUCAAUAGAAAUUUGGACUUUGCUUGGAAUGAAUUUGCUGUUUUCUUGAAUUGGAACAUUGAAAUUAUAUGCAAAUAUUGUAUGGGAAGUUGAAUUUGGAGGUAUAAGAAGCUCAAAAUUUCAUUGAUAAUACAUUUAGACAGGAGAAAGUAAAGUGUUAGAGUUUUGUAAAAUGGACUUUAAAUCAAGAGGGAAAGGUAAAAGAGUUCAAAGUGUUGAUCGGAGAGGGGUCGAGAGUGACUUUUCGAAUAAGGAUAAAAUGCCUGUAUUUUCAGAUAAGAAAAGGAAGAGAAUUUAUGCUGAUAAAUUCCCCGAUGGGAAAUUGAUAAACAGGAUGGAAACGAGAAAUUUGUAUGGCAAAGGGAAAAUACAAACCAGAGAUGAUUCUGUUAAAGUUAGGAGUUUUAAAGGACCGCCUCGCACAAUUUGGGUUCCGAACAGUGUAAAGGCUGAUAGUUCAAGAAAUAAGCAUCUUUCUCAUGAUAUUAUUGAUGAAACGGGAAAUAUGAAGUUUUCUGCUGGAAAACAAAGAACCAAGGCAGAGGAGGCUGAUAAAUUGGAUGGCAGAAGGAAUAGUGUAUUGCAGAAACAAUCUAAAAAGAAAUCUGAUUCAAGUAACCAUCCUUAUGUACCGCAUUCAAGAUCUACAAAGAAAAUUGUUCUAAACAAACAAAGCCUUGUUGAUGGUAGUUCAGAAGUAGAUACCCGGCCAAAGAAGAAAAAGCCAAAGAUUCGGUUAGACCCAUAUGAUAUUUCAAAUAAGCGUCUCGAUGAUGAAGUAGUUACUCAUGAGCAUGUUAAAGAGAAGAAAGAAGAGUCUGUUAAAGAAGUUGAAAUGUCAAUGAAUGCACAAUUCCGAGCAAUAAAACCUAGUCCUUCCAUCCUUUCUUAUGUUGAAGAUAAUUUGUUAGGCCGUAGACGGAUGAUUGAGCUAAAAAGGGCGGGCUAUAACAUUGAGCUAUCUGCACCAUUAGAUAAUAUCCCUUUUUCAACAAGCUCAGAGAGAGAACGAAUUGAAGAAAAUGUUUUUAGGAACAAAAUGACAUUCUUUGCUGCCGCAAAAGUUUCUUCUUCAUUCCCAGCUCCUGAUCUUCCAGAGAUUGCAUUUGCAGGACGGUCAAAUGUUGGGAAGUCAUCACUACUUAAUUGCAUCACCAGGCAAUGGGGUGUUGCACGGACAUCAGACAAGCCUGGCCUUACUCAGACUAUUAAUUUCUUCAACCUAGAGUCAAAGCUCUGUUUAGUUGAUUUGCCUGGAUAUGGGUUUGCAUAUGCGAAGGAAGAGGUUAAGGAUGCUUGGGAAGACCUUGUGAAGGAAUAUGUUUCCACGAGAGUUGGUUUGAAACAAGUAUGUCUCCUUAUUGACACAAAAUGGGGCAUGAAGCCAAGAGACCGUGAACUUAUUGAUUUGAUGGAAAGAUCUCAGACGAAAUACCAGAUUGUAUUGACCAAGACAGAUUUGGUAUUUCCAAUUGACGUGGCACGCCGUGCAAUGCAAAUUGAAGAGAGUCUCAAGGCAAACAGGUCUAUAGUUCAACCCGUGGUGAUGGCGAGCUCAAAAACUGGAGCUGGUAUCCGAAGUUUGAGAACAGUGCUUUCGAAGAUUGCCCGGUUUGCCAAACUCUAAUUUAAGGUCCACUAUCAGUAUAGCUAGUUGGAGAGGUCUUAAGCUGUGUCUUUCAGAAUGAGUUUAAUCAGUAGAACUUGCAAUAUUUCCCUAUCCUAAUCCUUUUCCUUAGAAUGUCUGCAAAGCCUCACAAAAUGGAUAAAUCAAGUUCUGAAUUUUCCUGCGCCUGAUGUCAUUUUAGUGCAAAGGAGUUUCAGGUUAAUUUAGCUAUGUGCUAGUUCUUA